Messenger RNA from Cydia pomonella (codling moth), 2687 nucleotides. RefSeq lists its product as uncharacterized. The transcript has 7 exons. Bases 77 to 1117 code for a protein of 346 amino acids. Gene Ontology annotation, cellular component: mitochondrial nucleoid. Gene Ontology annotation, molecular function: DNA polymerase processivity factor activity. NCBI's taxonomy places the organism in Eukaryota, Metazoa, Arthropoda, Insecta, Lepidoptera, Tortricidae. Gene Ontology annotation, biological process: transcription elongation by mitochondrial RNA polymerase; mitochondrial transcription. The record is from RefSeq and is a predicted model, not a curated record.
CAUUGUUUUGAUUUGUCCAUAGUCGGGUCUUGAAUAAAGCUUUUAGGUAUUUCUGUUAUGCUGAGUUAAAGUGACAAUGAUAUCUCUUUAUUCACAACCGUGGGGAAAGUUGAGAUAUAUUUGCUCAAACUGCCAAGUGUUCACCAGUCCCAGAUGUUUCUACAGUCAAGGGUUCGACAAAUACUCAGAUGUACAAAUGGAGAAAAUUAUCAAAGUUAUCAAUGAUUCCACAGCUGUAAUUUCAGACUAUGAUAUAAGCAAAGCAAAGCUGAAGAAAUUCUGCCAAUGGAGAAGCAACAAGGGCCAAAUUAACACAUUAUCCGACUUAGAACUAGUUGAAGGUUUCACAAAGAGAACUGCUAUAAAAUUGUAUGAUAGCAUACUUGAAGGUCCGGAGAAAAAGGAGAAGAGGAGUAAUAAAAUUAAGGGACAGAUUUUGCAUCCUGCUUUAAGUGAAAGGUUGAGACAGAAUUGUCAGUCCGUCCUGGCGGUGUACAUCAACGUGAACUCAGUUGUCUGGACCCUGAUCAACCGGAGUAACUACGCGGUGACUGAUUGGAGAUAUGACCCUAUCAAUUAUCCGGACGGGAAAAAACUUCAGAUCACUGAUAUUUAUGAUAUUGCAUCAUCCAUUACCCGUCGUCUGCCUCCAGCGGACAUGUACGUGAUGAAGGCUGAAGCCACGUCUCUCCGGGCCGCCGGCAGCGACCCUAACAAUGCUAAGGCUAUUGCUGUGAACCUGCAGAAGGCUCAGAUGAUCGCUAUGAUGGUGGCUAUGAUCAAUUCUAGUACGGUUAACUUUGAUGAUCAAGAUAAAGACGAUGUUCUCAAACAUAGAGUAUACUUUCUAAGGCAUUCACUUCCAUAUAGGUUAUAUGGAACUCUCGUCGGCAACGAGCGUGUAUCAACGGACCAAACAGUAGAAAUGAUACUCCAGAACACCAUAGAAUCCCACGUCAAAGUGCCCGAAAACCUCAAAACCAUGUUCAGGUCGCAGAAAGACCUGCCAAAAGACAUGCUUGGACAUAGCCUGUUGCUGGGACUGACUUUUAUGGAUCUGUGUAUUUAUAAAAACCAGAAUAGCAUAGACAAGUUGAUGAGGCGGAAUGAUAGUUGAGUGUGAUCUAUGGUGCGUCGAUGUGAUUUGUGAGCGGUGAGUUUUGAUACGGUUAUAGGCGCACCACACAUGAUGGGCUGAAUUUAUGAUACUUCCAUACAAUAAUUAUUAAAUUAAAAAGAUAUAAUACUUGUCAUGAGGGCUCUUGAUAAAUAAAAAUAUUGUAAAUAUUUCGUGGAAGGGCCGCUUUUCCAUGAAAACAUGGCUACGAUCUUUAAAAUACCCCUACGUUAUAUAUAUUUAUUUAUUUAUUUUAUACCACGUCGGUGGCAAACAAGCAUACGGCCCGCCUGAUGGUAAGCAGUCUCCGUAGCCUAUGUACGCCUGCAACUCCAGAGGAGUUACAUGCGCGUUGCCUACCCUAAUAACCCUCCCUCUCCUCGUUGAGCUCUGGUAACCUUCUGGUAACCAGCAGGAACACAAUGCAGAAAAAAAAAUUUGAUGCCAUAAAUGCCUUACAAUGAUGUAGAUCAUUUUGGAAAAGCACCCCCAUAUGUUGUGCGGUGCGCUAAUACGCGGUGUUUUUUUAAGUCCGUUGAUUUCAAGCGUGCAUUCCUGAGCUUAAAUUAAGUAACUUUUUCAACGAAACCGAUAUUCUAAUAAACUCCAUUGUGAAGAUAAUCAAUGAUUUAUUUUUAUCUGAUAAGGUCCCUUUAAGCGUGUACAAGUGUACACAAGUGUACACAAGUGGAAGUGUAUGCAAGUGCUUUAGGGCCUGUUUACAAUAUUGAUUAGUGUUUAGUAUGAGUUUAUACAUUUGCUGCCAAACGCAAGUACUAUCUCGGACGAUCGAUAUUCGACCUGUCAUUGAUAUGUUACAGUUUUCAAUUGUUUGGUGAAUUUAAAUAUAAUGUCCGUGUUAUAACAACGCUAUUAAUUACUAAAAAAAAACUGCAAUAGGGAAUACACGAAACUCUGCGUAGGAGGCGCCACUACCACAAUCCAUCACAAUCUGAGGGUCUACCGCGAAACAAGAAAAUCGAAAUUCCGUUAUUGACCUCGCUAUCACUUUUGCAUAUUCGAGUGAUGAAGAGGUAGAUAACUAAAUUUCGAUUUUCGCGUUUCCCGGUAGGCCCUUUGUAAACAAACCGCUUUGAUGCAUCAAUGUCAUAUUUUAUUAUCUGUGAAAACUAGUCAAAAACAGUUUAAGGUACAGUAUGUAUAAGUUACUCUAUGGUUUAUGAAAGGUGCUAGUGCUGCACUCUAGCGGCAGAACAUUGCAGUAAAAUUCCCUAUUCAGUUUCCCUAAAUGUACUUAGUCGUACUCCAUAAUGAACGGAGUUAAAAAAAAAACACAUCGAUGUAAAAAACACCGUGUACUUAAGCGUGUUGAGUUGAGUCGGUUAGUAUAGACAAAAUACCCAAGUAGUCGACAUCAGUGGUUUUUACAGUUGCACUAGAUGGCGCUGCACGGCGCAAUAUGAUUUUCGUUGGGACUGGAUUGUCAACGGUUAGCGCUUGUUAAAAUAGUUACCUCGGAAUAUAGUGCAGCUGUAUAGCGACACCUAGUUUAACUAUAUGUGGACGUUAUUUAAUAGGAAAAACUUAAUAAAGUGGAAACAUAAACACA